AUGUCCCGGCUGCUGGAGGGAAAGAAUAAAGACAAGAUGAAAGACAAGAUGAAAGAAAUGAACGCCAAGAACAAAGAGAAGGAGCGGGUGAAGGAGCGCGAGAAGGAGGCCCGGACCAACAAAGGUCACCUCUUCACCUCGCUCACUGUCUCGUCCACCACCUUGUGCUCGGCCUGCAACCGCAGCAUCACCGCCAAGGAGGCCCUCAGCUGCCCCGGCUGCACCGUCACCAUUCACAACCGCUGCCGAGACAGCUUGGCCAGCUGCGUCAAGAUGAAGCAGAAGCAACAGAAGCUGGCGAUGGCGAGGAACAGUUCGGCCCUCCAGAACGUGGCCCUGCGGACCAAAAGCCCGAGCGUCAAGGAGAGGCCCAGUUCGGCCAUCUACGCGUCGGACAGCCUCCGCCAGUCCCUGCUGGGACCCCGACGGGUCCGCUCGGGCCUCUUGCUGGCCAAAAGCGUCUCUACCAAUAACAUCGCCGGGGCCGGCGAGGACUCGGUCGGCCUCAGGAGGAUCCUGUCCCAUUCCACCGAGUCGCUCAACUUUCGGAGCAGGACCCUAUCCAUGGAGUCGCUGACGGACGAAGGAGACUGCUGGUGGAGCCCCCUGCUGGAGGAACUGCAGACGGAGGGUCGCGGCGUUCAAGCGGACAGUUGGAGUCUGCUGGUGGAACCCAAGUUCCUCCAGAGCCUCCACAAAGACCUCAUCAAACAGCAGGACGUCAUCUACGAGUUGAUUCAGACCGAGUUUCACCACGUGCGGACGCUGCGCAUCAUGGAGGGCGUGUACCGGCGCGGCAUGCUGGAAGAAGUGAUGCUGGAGCCCGGGGUGGUUCACGCCAUCUUCCCCUGUCUGGACCAGCUACUGGAGAUCCACGCCGCCUUCUUGGCCCGGCUGCUGGCUCUCAGGAAACGGGGCGGCGGCGACGCCAACUUUGUGGUCUCCGGCGUCGGAGAGCUGCUCCUCGCGCAGUUCUCAGGUCAGAACGCGGACGACGUGAAGAAAGUUUACUCGGAAUUUUGCAGUCGGCACCCCAAAGCCGUCAAACUCUACAAAGAGACGUUGACGCGGGACAGAAGACUGCAGCAUUUCAUCAGACGCGCCUGCCGCGGGCCCCUGCUGCGUCGCCACGGCGUCCAGGAGUGCAUCUUGCUGGUCACGCAGAGGAUCACCAAGUACCCGGUUCUCCUCCAGAGGAUUCUGGACAACACCAAAGGCGACGAGGACGAGGCGCGGGCCCUCGGCCGGGCCCUGGUCCUCCUCAAGGAACUGAUCGGCUCGGUGGAUCGGGAGGUGCUGGAGCUGGAGCGCGCCGGGAGGCUUCAGGAGGUCCAAGCCCGGCUGGACCCCCGGGCUCGAGCGGAAGUCCGCGGCGGAGGCGCCUUCCGAGGCGGAGAGCUCUCGCGACGGAAGCUCCUCCGCGAGGGCUCGCUCCUCUGGAAGGUCCAGGGCUCCAGGAUGAAAGACGUGCGCGUCCUGCUGAUGUCGGACAUCUUGGUAUUCCUCCAAGAGAAAGACCAAAAGUACACCUUCGCGUCCUUCGACAAGUCUCCGGUGGUGUCUCUGACCAAGCUGAUUGUCCGAGAUAUAGCCAAUCAGGAGCGAGGCAUGUACCUGAUCAGCGACUCGGCCCCCCCGGAGAUGUACGAGCUGCACGCCGCCUCCAAAGACGAGAGGCGGGCUUGGAUGAACGCCAUACAACAGGCUUCGGUCAGUUGUCCGUCCAGAGAAGACUUCCCCCUGAUUGAAACGGAAGACAAAGCUUUACUACGCCGGCUUAAAGCGGACAUCUUGCAGAAGGACCGCGAGGUGUUGGAGCUCCUUCAGGAGCGCGUGACGUUGUUCUCGGAGCUGGCGGAAGCCACGGGAAGGAGCGCCGCGGGAGACGGCGCCCCCGAAGCCAACUGCAGGAAGUUGUUUCGAGCGGACGGCGCGCAGGCGCCUCCCGCCGAGCCGCUGCUGACCGGCGCCAUCCGCGAAGUGGACAAGCUGGGCCUCCUGCUGGCGGGAUGCCGCAUCAUCAAAGCCUGCGUCGUCAACGGCGACCUGGAGCGCCCGCCUUCUGAAAAUGCCUCGCAUCCUGCUUCGUCGGAGCCGGACUCUUCAAAGGACGGCAACGGAAACCGGCCGCAGGAAGACACGCUGAAGGAGGAAGUGCGCCGGCAUCUGGUCGGCGCGAGCGCGCAGCUUCACGCCCUUCAGGCCGCCGUCGUUCGCCAGGACUCGGCGGUAGAGCUGCUCGUCGGGCCCGCCUCCGGACCCCGCCUCUGUCGCUCGGUGUCGCGGGACACGGGCCUGGACGCCGGCGGCGAGGCGGCGCUCUUGAGGCGGCAGGUGGAGCUCCUGCAGGAGGAAGUCAAGCGGCUGCGGCGCAGGGAGGAGGAACCCGGGAAAAAGGAGGGGCAGCCGGGCACCAGGAGGAGCAGCGACGGAGACUUGAGCGACGUCAUCCGGGGAGAGGGGAGGAGGCGGCGGGGCAGCAGAGAGCUGGAACUCCACCCCCUGGCUCCGUUGGCCACCCACGACCCGCUGGACCAAUUGGACGGCCUUCAGGAAGCCAACGAGGAGGAAGAGGAGCCGCAAACGCUGAAGAUUUCUCCUCGUUCCGACAGUCCCAGAGACCUCCAAGACAUCCCGGAGGAGAGCGAGUGCGGAGCGGACCCCAGUUAA
This is a messenger RNA of Nerophis lumbriciformis (worm pipefish), 2670 nucleotides long. NCBI's taxonomy places the organism in Eukaryota, Metazoa, Chordata, Actinopteri, Syngnathiformes, Syngnathidae. The record is from RefSeq and is a predicted model, not a curated record.